AUUAAAAGAAGUAAAGUUUGGUCCAAAAAAUCUGCCUAUUCAAGUUGUGACGAAAAUUGUAAAAAUAAGGAGCCUACCAGUGGCUUUCAAAAUUCAGCUGUUGAUAAAAAAUCUACCGCUCAUCUUGUAAUCAAACCAGACUUGAAUGAAAUUGAAUACAUAGAACAUAAUCACACACCAGAAAAAGUUAUGUCACACGCGUCGCGUAGGAGGCACGACUCCGAUAAUGACCCCCCUGCAGAAUACACUACAAAACGACGUAAGCAUGCAGAUAAAGUUGGAAAAGGGUUAAGACAUUUUUCAAUGAAAGUAUGUGAAAAAGUAAGAAACAAAGGUUUUACAUCUUACAAUGAAGUUGCUGAUGAGCUGGUUUUAGAGUUUGCAGCUGGAAUGCAUGGAUCAGCAGACAGCCAAAAUAUUCGCCGACGAGUGUACGAUGCUUUAAAUGUGUUAAUGGCAAUGAACAUUAUAUCAAAAGAAAAGAAGGAAAUAAGAUGGCUAGGUCUUCCUACUAACUCAGUACAAGAGUGCACAUCAUUAGAAAAAGAAAAGGCAGCAAAAAUAGAAGUAAUACAAAAGAAAACACAACAGUUACAAGAGCUUAUUUUACAGCAUAUAUCAUUUAAGAGUUUAAUAGAAAGAAAUAAGGAAGCUGAGAACAAAGGUGUUAAACCUUCACCAUCCUCGGCAAUACAUUUACCUUUUAUAGUUGUAAAUACAAGUGAUAAGGCACUAAUUGAUUGUAGUAUUUCUAAUGAUAAAACAGAAUAUAUGUUCAACUUCAACAAGAGGUUCCAUAUCCAUGAUGAUAUAGAUAUAUUGAAAAGAAUGGGUCUUUUACAUGGUCUAGAUAAAGGCGAAUGUUCAGAAGAAGAUAUAGAGAAAGUUAAAAGUAUGGUACCAAAAUCUUUAGAAAGUUAUGUUGAACAAAUGGGUAGAGGUGAUCAAGAUACUUUAGAGAACAUUAUCGUCAAAGAGGAGCACGACGACGGUGAUGAUGAUGAAGCGUUCGAUGGCGAGGUGGACGGCGAAGAGGACGCGGAAGUGGACAACAACGACUACAGCGACGACAGCAGCGAUGUCGACGUCUAGCGGCCACACCAACGUCGACGUCUCAUCACCACGGCAGCGACGUUGACGUCGAGCGAUUACUAUAACGACGUUGACUACUAGCGACCAUAAUAGCGCUGUUGUCGUCUAACGACUACAGCAGCGACGUUGAUGUCUAAUGACCACAGCAUGUUGAUGUCAUGCAACACCAGUGUUGACGUUAAUCAACAACGCCAGUAUUGUUAAUGUUUAGCAACAACAUCAGCUUUGUUGUCUAGGGAUUACGGCAGCAUCUUCGACCUCUAUUGAUCAUAUCUUUGUCUGACCAGGGAAAUGAGAAACCUACUAUAAAGGCACUUUGUUUUGUAAUUACAUUGACAGUAAGGUGUGGUCAGUUAAUUUUCAGAGAUUUCAACAAUACUGACAGUGUAGUUUAGCGAGUUUUCAUAACUUGUCGACAUUAUCUAUGUCCCUGGUCUGGCUUGCACUAUUUGUACUGAAUAGUAUUAGUUUAUUACAUGCUGAAGCUUGAGUUUCACGUCGUCAGAAUUCCGACACCUCGUUAGUUUAGUUGUAAGCAGUCAGAAGUGCUGUCAGACACAACGUAUAGUAUAAACGACUGUUUUAGUGUUGUAUACUCUGGAUGUAGGCGAUAGUUGCGCAAACAGCACUUGUGAUUGCACGGUAUAAAUAAAUUUAUAUUUUAUAUAUUAAGAGUGGUGUUCAAUAAAUUGACUCAUUAUAAUUAUUGUUUACAAUUAUUAGCUUGUAUGUUUUAAUUUACAAAGUUUAAGGGCCUGCCUCACCACUUCCUGAUAAGUGCCGAAUAGGCUAUCCACCACUUAACUUGACAGAUGAAGUAUGGAGAAUCUGUCAAAAAGCUAUGAAAAGCCUAUUCGGCACUUUAUCAGGAAGUGGUGAAACAGGCCCUAAAAGUAUUCAUGGAAUGUAUCUGACGACUAACACGAGCCUUGCAAAUUAUUAUAGUUAUUUUUUUUUCAAAAAAUGAAAUGUUCUGUUUGAAUGAAAUUUUUGGUUAAUACAUUUUGUAAGGAUAACUAAAAUUUAUUAAAGUGUAAUUUAGGUUUUGAUACAAAAUAACAUGUUUGAUCUCAAAUCUUAGGAUUAAAUUAAAAUAUGCUACAAUGAGACAACUUGAAAAUCCUAAUUUUAAAGAUUAACUAACAUGCAACUUUGUGCAAAUAUAAUUUUUUAUCAUUUUAAAAUAUAUUGUUCAGGAAAAUAAAAUUAUUAUUUAAAGCUAAA
Messenger RNA from Aricia agestis (brown argus), 2316 nucleotides. RefSeq names its product transcription factor Dp-1 (gene Dp). Gene Ontology annotation, biological process: regulation of cell cycle; regulation of transcription by RNA polymerase II. The transcript is spliced from 9 exons. Gene Ontology annotation, molecular function: DNA-binding transcription factor activity, RNA polymerase II-specific; RNA polymerase II transcription regulatory region sequence-specific DNA binding. The record is from RefSeq and is a predicted model, not a curated record. NCBI's taxonomy places the organism in Eukaryota, Metazoa, Arthropoda, Insecta, Lepidoptera, Lycaenidae. The coding region runs from base 190 to 1092 and encodes 300 amino acids. Gene Ontology annotation, cellular component: transcription regulator complex; nucleus.